This is a messenger RNA of Rattus rattus (black rat), 1382 nucleotides long. Its product is annotated as transforming protein RhoA-like. The coding region runs from base 158 to 739 and encodes 193 amino acids. NCBI's taxonomy places the organism in Eukaryota, Metazoa, Chordata, Mammalia, Rodentia, Muridae. The record is from RefSeq and is a predicted model, not a curated record. The transcript has a single exon. Gene Ontology annotation, cellular component: dendritic spine; cleavage furrow. Gene Ontology annotation, biological process: stress fiber assembly; small GTPase-mediated signal transduction; cell migration. Gene Ontology annotation, molecular function: GTPase activity; GTP binding.
UUCUCUUGAGUCUGCCACCUCCUGCUGAGCUGGGCUUCAAAGGUGGUGGCUCAGAAUAGGUGUCCUCUGCACUAAUCGGCCUACCUGGGUGUAGUCUGACAGCCUGUGGUCUGAGAAGUUCCAGGUGCUUUGUACAGCAGCAGAAACAUCCUAAGCAAUGGCUGCCAUCCGGAAGAAACUGGUAAUUGUGGGAGAUGGAGCUUGUGGAAAAACAUGUUUGCUCAUCGUCUUCAGCAAGGACCAGUUUCCUGAUGUCUAUGUGCCCACAGUGUUUGAGAACUACGUGGCUGAUAUCGAAGUGGAUGGAAAACAGGUGGAGUUGGCCCUCUGGGACACAGCUGGUCAAGAAGAUUAUGAUCGCUUGAGGCCACUCUCCUAUCCGGACACUGAUGUCCUCUUGAUAUGUUUCUCCAUUGGCAACCCUGAUAGCUUUGGGAACAUCCCACAUAAAUGGAUACCAGAAGUCAAGCAUUUCUGUCCCAAUGUGCCCAUCAUCCUGGUCGGGAGCAAGAAGGAUCUUCGGAAUGACUUGAACACAAUACAAGAGUUAGCCAAGAGGAAGCAAGAGCCGGUGAAACCUGAACAAGGCCGAGAUUUGGCGAACAGCAUUGGCGCUUUCGAGUAUGUGGAGUGUUCUGCAAAGACCAAAGAUGGCGUGAGAAAGGUCUUUGAAAAAGCCACAAGGGCUGCUCUGCAAACGAAUCGUGUGAAGAAAAAGACUGGCUGCUUUGUCUUUUGAAGUCUUUGUGCAAACACAGCCCUAGUACAGUUAAUUUUCAAGUGCUAUUUACGAAUGUUAUUGUGUAAUUGCUAGCCUUUUUCUUUAUUUAUAUGUCCAAGAUUACAGGUCAGAAGUCAUCUUGCUACUAAUGUUUGGAAAUCAACUGUGAUUAUUAAUGACAUUCAUUCUGUCUGACCUUCCGGGGUCCUGACUCUUCUGUAACAGACCAUUCUGCGUUUCACCUAAAACCCAAGGCACUAAUUGAAGAACUUAUUAUCUGUAGAAAGAGAGACGGUAACUUCAUCAUUUAGACUGUAACUACUUUCUGACCACCCUACCAUCCAUCUAUGAGCUGAGAAGAAAGCUGUUGAGUCACCACUUGAGUGUUUACUCCCUAACAACUUUAAUCACCAUACUUAUUCUCUUGAAAUGUCUCUCCAUGCAUCUGUGGUAGAGUAACAGCUCUGUGGCUCCAUGUUAGCUACCUUAUAGUUACUGUGCAAUUAGUGCCACUUAAUGUAUGUCACCAGAAGAACUAAGAUCUACCCCAGACUAGAUGUAGCAUUUUUGGAAUACUUGGAUUUUCUGAUACUGAUAUUUGUCAUUCCCGCAGCAAGUAUACUGGUUGAAAGAAUUUGGAAAUAAAGUCAUAUGGAAAAUU